AGCUUUGAGGCCGUGCAGAUGAUGCGGCCUUUGGAAUCACGGCACCCGUGCAGUAGCAAUGGGGUUCUAAUGGUAGAGAGCAGAUUCUGGAGCCAGACCGCCGGCUUCCCAGUCCUACCUCUGCCGCAGACUAGUGAUUGUUAGUAUGCUUCAGUUUCCUUAUCUGCAAAAUAAGUGUAAUGCCUAAGUCAUUGAGUUUUUGUGGAUUUAAUAAGUUAUUGCACAGUAAGUGCUUAGAACAGAACUAGUUAUUUUAUUAGUUUUUAUAUUCCCUAGAGCAAGCAGGGGGUGAAGCAGGGUUUCACCAAUGAAUGAAUAACCUUUGGAGAAAAGUUCUUUCCUGGGCCACUAAUAUCAGAGAAGCAAGAUGAGAGGGCUCAUUGGUGGGGAAGAGGUCCACUUCCAAGAAAGCUCUCUCCGCCGGGUGGUCUGAAGGGCGCAGGGCAACCGGAAGCCGGCAGGCCCGCGCUCUGGCGACCAAUGCGGCCGCUGGGGUAGAGGGGGUGGGGCGCCCGCCAGCCCUUUCCGUCUGGAGCGCAGCGGUUCCGCCCCUUGGAACGUGUGACGUUAGAGCAUUCCACCGUUGCUACAUCGUCGCGAGGGGCCGGGCGCCUGUCAGGGAAGCGGCGCGCGCUGGCGCAGGCGGGCCGGGGUUCCACCGCGCAGUGCCAGCACGAGCAGCAAGCCCGCACCCCGCGCUUCCCGGCCCGCCGCCUGCGUUCUGGCUCGCGAGCCCACACUUCGGUCCUUCCCGUGCGCUGUCGAAGUAUGGAGCUGCUGUGCUGUGAGGGCACCCGGCAUGCGCCCCGGGCCGGGCCGGACCCGCGGCUGUUGGGGGACCAGCGUGUCCUGCAGAGCUUGCUCCGUCUGGAGGAGCGCUACGUGCCCGGCGCCUCUUACUUCCAGUGCGUGCAGAGGGAGAUCAAGCCUCACAUGAGGAAGAUGCUGGCGUACUGGAUGCUGGAGGUAUGUGAGGAGCAGCGCUGUGAGGAGGAAGUCUUCCCGCUGGCCAUGAACUACCUGGAUCGCUACCUGUCCUGUGUCCCCACCCCCAAGGCGCAGUUGCAGCUCCUGGGGGCAGUCUGCAUGCUGCUGGCCUCCAAGUUGCGUGAGACUACUCCACUGACCAUCGAAAAAUUGUGCAUCUACACCGACCACGCUGUCUCUCCCCGCCAGAUGCGGGACUGGGAGGUGCUGGUCCUGGGGAAGCUCAAGUGGGACCUGGCUGCCGUGAUUGCCCAUGAUUUCCUGGCCCUGAUUCUGCACCGGCUCUCUCUGCCCAGUGAUCGACAGGCCUUGGUCAAAAAGCAUGCUCAGACCUUUUUGGCCCUCUGUGCCACAGAUUACACCUUUGCCAUGUACCCACCAUCCAUGAUCGCCACAGGCAGCAUUGGGGCUGCAGUGCAAGGCCUGGGUGCCUGCUCCAUAUCUGGAGAUGAGCUCACGGAGCUGCUGGCAGGGAUCACAGGCACUGAAGUGGACUGCCUUCGGGCCUGUCAGGAGCAGAUUGAAGCUGCACUCAGGGAGAGCCUCAGGGAAGCCGCCCAGACCUCCCCCAGCCCAGCACCCAAAGCCCCCAGGGGCUCUGGCAGCCAGGGGCCCAGCCAGACCAGCACUCCCACAGAAGUCACAGCCAUCCAUCUGUAGCCCCGGAGAGGCCCCCUCUAGUGGCCACUGACAGCAGAAGAGGGGACAUGGCCACCCCCCCUCCCUGCCUGCCAAGAAUGGACGACUGAAGUCUGGGGGGGCUCCUUCCUGUUUUCCUUUUGCUAAAUAGAGGGGCAGGUCCUACCUAUUCCUGCAGUGUGCACUAAGGGGCCCCGGCCAGCCACAUCUGGGUGGACAGUCAGGCCCCUCUCUCCCUGCCUCUGACCAGCUCAGCUCCUUCCCUGGCUGCGGGUGGGUCAGGCUGGUCAGAGACAAAAUUGAAGUACGUGAAAUAUAUGUAUCAGCAUUCCUUUUUGAGGCCCCUUAUCUUAGGGGUUCUCAUGUUCUCCAAAAUACCCUGGUGCCUUAUAAAGGUGCUGUACCUUCUAGAAUUACAUUUGGAUUGGGGUCUUUCUGAAGAAAUUUCCAAUAUUCUGAGAGACACAGUCUGGACAGCUCUUCUCAACACACUUUGGAGAUCCCUGCAUCCAAGCUAACAGCUGCUCCUAGAGGGAGGGGUGCAGGCCUCUGCCAGAGGUUCAAGAAUCAACCAAUUCCUCCUUGCUUUGCUUUCUGCUCAGCUUCUCCUAUGUGAUGGGGGAGGGGUGUCAGUGCUGAAGGAAGAGGUUGUUUUAAUUUAUUAAUUGCAUUGAAUACAGCUGUUAAGAGUGGUGGGGCCCAUUUUCCCCACAAGAGGUGGUAAUCCAAUCCUGGUGGUUGCUGCAUCCUUCCCCUCUGCUACUAGAGGAUCUUUGCAACCAAGGAGCUGCUACAGCCUGGGGAGUCAUCAGGCCCUCUCCUUUUGGCCUUCUGCCCCAUCCUUCAGCAGGGGAGGAAGCAGGGAUGACCCGGAGGUGACCGAGUGCCCUGUCUGAGGGGAGGCAAGCCCUGUUGACACAGGUCUUUAAUAAAGAUUGUGGUAUAACAUUG
Messenger RNA from Phyllostomus hastatus (greater spear-nosed bat), 2577 nucleotides. RefSeq names its product cyclin D3 (gene CCND3). Gene Ontology annotation, molecular function: cyclin-dependent protein serine/threonine kinase regulator activity. Gene Ontology annotation, biological process: regulation of cyclin-dependent protein serine/threonine kinase activity; positive regulation of G1/S transition of mitotic cell cycle; mitotic cell cycle phase transition. Lineage: Eukaryota; Metazoa; Chordata; Mammalia; Chiroptera; Phyllostomidae. Gene Ontology annotation, cellular component: nucleus; cyclin-dependent protein kinase holoenzyme complex; cytoplasm. The coding region runs from base 769 to 1647 and encodes 292 amino acids. The record is from RefSeq and is a predicted model, not a curated record. The transcript has 5 exons.